GGAGAGGGAGGAGGUAAUCCAAUGAGACACAGAGAGGAGAGGCAGCGUGAGGGCAACGCCUCACAGCACCGGGAAUCUCUCUCUAUCUCCAUCUUGCUCACCCCCCACCCCGCCUUUCCUCUGUGUCUGAAGCGUAAAAAACCAAAGGACUCUCAUCUCCCAUUCAGUCUUCUCUGUACGCUGAGGAGUGCCCUCAUAUUGAAAACACCUUUUUUCCCACCAAAUGCUUCAAUUUCACCUUUAUUUUUACCGAUUUUUUACUUCUUUACCUGCUGCCAAAGGAUGAUUUGAUGACCAAAAGUGACAUUUUUUUCUGUUGACCUGCCGGGAGCCUGUAUCUUUUACACGAGUCAUCUUUGUUCUAGAGCUCACAGUUGCUGACUGUACACUGGCAGUGGGGAAAUAGGUUAGUGUGCCUAUCUGGUGCUGGGCAGGAGAGCUGAUUGAACGUUCAGUCUGCCAGAGGAGGUAAAGAGGAGGGAGAUGCCUUCCUGGUGGUAGCCUUCUGUAGCUCUGCGACUAUUCGGGGAGAAGGUGACUAGAAUGCUCCCGCUGAACUCCAACCUCUAGCGGAAGUAUCAGCGACGGGAUUUCAGGGGAGACAAAGGAAGGGAAAAAAAGCAACUGAGGCAACAGACAGACAUUUGUUUUCAGUUUCUGGAGUCACUGAACAGGGUUGACCUGUGUGCACCUGCUGUCCGCGGACACCAUGGACAUCAACCUUCAGUCUCACCGAUUUUACUUCCCUCAGAUCUACUGUGCUGAACCGGGGGCACAGCCACAGCUCACUGAGUUCAAAGUCAGUGAGCAGAGUAUCUGCCAGGCGCGGGCCUCUGUCAUGGUCUACGAUGACACCAGCAAGAAGUGGGUGCCCAUCAAGCCUGGCCAGCAGGGAUUCAGCCGCAUCAACAUCUACCACAACACUGCCAACAAUACCUUCAGAGUGGUGGGAGUCAAACUGCAGGACCAGCAGGUGGUCAUCAACUACUCAAUAGUGAAGGGUCUCAAGUACAACCAGGCCACACCAACCUUCCACCAGUGGAGGGACGCCAGGCAGGUCUAUGGCCUCAACUUCGCCAGCAAGGAGGAGGCCACCACCUUUUCCAAUGCUAUGCUCUUUGCCCUCAAUGUCCUCAGUGCUCAGGAUGGAGGUCCAGCUCUCCAGCGCCAAGUCCAGAAUGGACCGACUUCAGAUGAGAUAGAAGCUCAGAGAGCAAGGCAAAUGAUGGAGCAGCAGCAGCAGAUGCAGGCGCACAUGGAGCGGGAGCGACGGUCCUCCAACUCAGGUUCUCCUUUCCAAGGCCAUCCUGCUGUGCUCUCCGUUGCCCCACCAGUAGUACCUCCACCGGUGAUCAUGGGCGGCCCACCUCCUCCUCCACCACCGCCAGGCCCGCCGCCACCGUCAGCAGGGGCGCCGCAACCUCCUCUCCCUCCUCCACUGCCCUUAGGCGGAGGAAGCCACGGGGAUGAGACCUCUGCGCCGACAGGUCUUGCGGCUAUGAUUGCUGGAGCCAAACUACGCCGUGUUCAAAGACCUGAUGACAGCUCUUCAGGUGCCAAAAAUGAAGCUAACCGAACAAGUGGGGGGAGUGGAGGACUGAUGGAGGAGAUGAAUGCUCUGUUGGCACGAAGGAAAGCAGCUUCAGAGAAGCCCGAGGACAGCCAAAAUGAUGACCCAAAUUCUCCGUCGCCCAGCACUCGGAGUGGACAGAACGCAACGGACGGAGCAAAGAAGCCCUGGGACCGAGCAAACUCUGCAGACAGGGCAAUGGCGUCGAGAGCACGACCUGCGGGGAGUGGUGGCGACACAGACUCGUUAGACCUCGAUAGAAUGAAACAGGAAAUAUUGGAAGAGGUGUUUCGUGAAUUGCACAAAGUGAAGGACGAAAUCAUCGAUGCCAUUAGACAUGAACUCAGUCGAGUUAGCACAACAUAAUCUUUCAGAGUGA
This is a messenger RNA of Haplochromis burtoni (Burton's mouthbrooder), 1949 nucleotides long. RefSeq names its product Enah/Vasp-like b (gene evlb). Gene Ontology annotation, biological process: actin polymerization or depolymerization; protein homotetramerization; positive regulation of actin filament polymerization. Bases 710 to 1936 code for a protein of 408 amino acids. NCBI's taxonomy places the organism in Eukaryota, Metazoa, Chordata, Actinopteri, Cichliformes, Cichlidae. Gene Ontology annotation, cellular component: cytoskeleton. Gene Ontology annotation, molecular function: SH3 domain binding; actin binding; profilin binding. The record is from RefSeq and is a predicted model, not a curated record. The transcript has 13 exons.